Molecule: messenger RNA, 414 nt
Organism: Didymodactylos carnosus
Lineage: Eukaryota; Metazoa; Rotifera; Eurotatoria; Philodinida; Philodinidae
Source: the annotation of a GenBank genome assembly
AUGAAAUGCUCACCAGGUCUCAUAUGGAAUCAACAAAUACUUCAAUGUGAUUGGAUAGGAGACGAACAGAUUAUUAAUUCAACAACAACAAUCCAUGAUUGUCCAGAGAAUGAAGUCUCGUAUGACAAUCAUUGUUAUUAUUUAGAUGGUUCAGGUGGUAAGUGUUCAUACGGUUAUAGUCGUGCAUCAGAAUCAAUUCUAAUUCAAAUAUCGAAAUUAUUUAUUGGUAAAAAUUAUAAAACAGCUAUAUCAGAUAAUUGCUGUAUCUGGACAACUGAUCUAUAUCAAAAUUAUUAUAUAUCAGCUCAUUGUAAUAAACACGGACCGUUCACAAAAGGACCAGAAAAUCUUAAUGGUUGUAUUAAUCAAACAAAUCAAUAUCCAAGACAAAUGACAUUUUGUGGUAGUCACUAG